AUGGAUAACCUUGAAGAGGAAGAAAAUGUCUUGUUAGCUGCUAUAUAUGAAUCUAUUCAAGAAUCUGACAUUAAUAAUGAAAUUCAAACUUAUCUUGCAUUGCCAAAAAUUCCAAGUACUCUUUGUCCUUUAAAAUG
This is a messenger RNA of Racocetra fulgida, 137 nucleotides long. The record is from the annotation of a GenBank genome assembly. NCBI's taxonomy places the organism in Eukaryota, Fungi, Glomeromycota, Glomeromycetes, Diversisporales, Gigasporaceae.